AACGCGUAAUAUUCGUCUGACUAUACCAGCAUAUUUGAGCGAGCAGCAUUAAAACUGACCAUCAUCAUGCAAAAUAAAGCCAGCCAACGCUCUUCAGUCUGUUAAAUUCUAAACUGGGAAUAAACGUGACCAACGAGGGAAGUGAGUGAACUGGAUUUGCUUCUUAAGUCUUUCUGCCUGGAUGUAGUUAUAUAUGAGGAGGCCAACGUGUUGUUCUUCUGUAGCCUGACGCCCAAGUCGCUUCAGGACUCAGGAUGAGGCCAGACAUGGAGACUGAUCCUGGAUCAGCAACACUGGAGAUGGGAGACAAGGCUCUUACGCAGAUCUUGGCUCAUGUGAUUGCUGAGGUGAGGGGCUCCAUCAGUAAAGAUAUUAAUGGGUCUGAACUCUUGUACAGUUUGCUUAAUGCUCCCUGGCUGCAGUCUCUACUAAAGGUGUAUGAAUGUCUACAGAAGCAACUGAAGGAUUCCGCUAGGCCAUAUCUCUCCUAUUCAUCUGGACUUUCUCUACAGAUUCUGUCUGACCUGCUGGCAAUACCAAGCCCCUCAAAUGAAGCUCGAGAACUUUAUGACCUCCUGAGUCAGCCCCAUCUACAGGCUCUCCUCUCGGCACAUGAUACAGUAAGUCUGAGGGACUAUGAGCUGGAAUUGCCACCACUGCCUAAAGACAUCCCUGAAGAUGAGGAAGCCAUGAGGAUCAUUUGCCUGGUCAAAAACAAUCAGCCUCUGGGGGCAACGAUCAGGAGAGAUGAGGUGACAGGUGACAUAUAUAUUGCUCGGGUUAUACAUGGAGGACUGGCUGACCGCAGUGGUCUCUUGCAUGCUGGAGACAGACUGGUAGAGGUGAAUGGUCAUCCUGUGUUUGGACUGGAACCAGAACAGAUCAUCCAGAUUCUAGCCCACUCCCAUGGAACCAUAAUGUUCAAGGUGGUUCCUAUCACGGACAGGCCAGUCAAUAAUCAAACCAUGCUUUAUGUGCGUGCCAUGGUGGACUAUAACCCUCAUGCGGACCCCUCCAUCCCCUGCGCAGACGCUGGUAUGGCCUUCAGGAAGGGAGAUAUCCUGGAGAUUGUGGAUCAGACAGACACCCUCUGGUGGCAGGCCAUAAAACUGUCAAGCAUCUCUGCCGGCGCUGGCCUCAUUCCCUCCACCAGCUUGUUCAAAAGGAAGCAGAAAGAGCACUGGUGGUCUCAGCCUUAUCAACCCCAUACCUGUGUCAAACUCUUGAGCCCAGUGGAUGAAGAAGAGGAUAUGAUUGCCAUAGAUGAAAAAUUUGUAGAAGCAGGUAAAAGCUGGUACUGCAAUUGGUGUAUUAAUGCAUGUGUGCUUGAUCAUGGUAUUCAACUCAUUCUAAACUUCCUUUCUGUAUGCACAGAUGAGGAAGCGUUUGAAUCUGAAGAGCUAAAGGAUGAGGAGAGUGAAUUCAGCACCAACAUUGAGGGGUUUUAUUUGACUGGUUUUCAGCGCAGUCUACGUCUCUGUCGCCGGCGGAGGGGUCAGGCUUUUGGAACAUCCCAGUUCUGCUCCCUUCGUUGCCCCAUGAGCUGUUACAGUUCCCUGGCUAAUCCUUAUGAGGAGGUGGUGCGAUACCAGCACCAUCAAGAACACACACACCUCCUCAUAGCACUGCUGGGUCCAUCUGGGGUCGGGGUGAAUGAAUUACGCAGGAGGCUAAUCAAGAUCAAUCCUAAGGUUUACCAAGGAGCUGUUCCCCAUACCACACGACCACCCAAAUGCCAUGAGGAAUCUGGCAGAGAAUAUCACUUUAUAAGCCGAGAACAGUUUGACAACAUGGUCUGCAAUCACAGGUUUAUUGAGUUUGGGGAGUUUAGAGGUCAUCUCUACGGCACUAGUGUGGAUGCUAUCAAAGAUGUUUUGACCAGUGGGAAGAUCUGUGUGCUUGACAUUGAGCCAUAUGCAUUGGAGUCAGUGAGGACCCCAGAGCUGAGGGCAUAUGUCAUCUUUAUAAAGCCUCCUUCUACUGAGCAGAUGAAGCAGACACGAAUGAACUCUCAUAUCAUCACAAAUUACUACAUCAGCCGGCCCUUUAAGGAUGAAGAUUUUCAGGAAAUAGAGAAUGCAGGACGUAAAAUAGAACAGCAUUACUGUCAGUUCUUUGAUCAUGUGAUAGUAAAUGAUGGCUUACAGGCUGCAUGUGUGCAGCUGCUGACUGCAGUGAGGAGAGCUCAGGACGAACCCCAGUGGGUACCAGUUGCAUGGGUCAGACCAACUGACCAGUCUUAAUAGAGAAUAUGCAAAUGCAAAUAAACAAUAACUAUGCAAAUAAACUUUUUAUUUUUCAUUGUAUAUGGUGAAAAUGCUGUAUGUUUUGUCUGUAAAAAUGUUAGUCUGAAUACAAAAUAAUUUCUUUGCACUUUUCUUUUUUUUUUUUUUUUUUUGCAACUGUCACAAUCUUUCGUUUCGAUAUUUUGUUCACUCUUUGGGGAAAAAAAUAAAAUAAACCUAAACUCUUAUUAAUCUCCCCAAAGAGAUUUAUCAUUGUUGAGCACUUUAUUUGAUGUAUUCCAUUAGAAAAGAAAAAGUAUCAACCAUACAUUAAGCCUACUGUGCUACAGUAUAUUAUCAACACCACUGACCAUUCAAAAUCACCCUUAAAAAUACUUAUAUUUAUCAUGGAUUAUUAGAGUCAGUGAGGACCCCAGAGCUGAGGGCAUAUGUCAUCUUUAUAAAGCCUCCUUCUACUGAGCAGAUGAAGCAGACACGAAUGAACUCUCAUAUCAUCACAAAUUACUACAUCAGCCGGCCCUUUAAGGUGGGAUUACAACUCUGUCUUGAGCUACUGUGUAAUAUUUACUGUAUGUCUUAAAGGUCUCUCAACCUCAUCCUUCUCUAUAUCUCGCUUUCUGCAUGGGUCAGACCAACUGACCAGUCUUAACAGAGAAUAUGCAAAUGCAAAUAAAUAAUAACUAUGCAAAUAUGCAACUAUGCAGCCCACCACUGCUCAACCAAACUCAAGACAGCCUCAACAGAUUUAUUUGAUCAGCUGCUGAUCAAAUGAAGGCGGGCAUAUUUUAAUUUUUCGUGAUGGGGCAGAAACAGUAAACUGGUUAACGGGUUAGACAUUUAGUGGAUUAAGAGACUGGAUAACUAAAUGACCCCCAGUUAAUGUAGCUCUGGGUGUAAUGACAGUAUGUGUAUGUGUUGUCAUGCUGGAGAUCUGGGUUCAAAUCCCACUUUUUGACAUAAUUUUCCCCAUGUCUCUACUCUUAGUAUUUCCUAUAAUACUACUUAUAGUAAUAAAUAAAAGAGAUUCCUCGUAGUGAUUUGGUCACAGUAAAGGUCGGGGAGUUGAG
This is a messenger RNA of Myxocyprinus asiaticus (Chinese sucker), 3313 nucleotides long. RefSeq names its product MAGUK p55 subfamily member 4-like. Gene Ontology annotation, molecular function: protein binding. The transcript has 21 exons. The record is from RefSeq and is a predicted model, not a curated record. Lineage: Eukaryota; Metazoa; Chordata; Actinopteri; Cypriniformes; Catostomidae. Bases 255 to 2243 code for a protein of 662 amino acids. Gene Ontology annotation, cellular component: plasma membrane; adherens junction.